Rotaria sordida is the source of this 1284-nucleotide messenger RNA. The record is from the annotation of a GenBank genome assembly. Lineage: Eukaryota; Metazoa; Rotifera; Eurotatoria; Philodinida; Philodinidae.
AUGCUUAUCUUCGGAACAAUAGCGAUAGCCGUUUAUGCGAUAAUUUCUGUCAAGACAACAACUGCUGCUAGUAGUCUCAUCACUACUACUGGUGUUACAAGUGUCGCAACCGCAACAACCGUCUCAGUCACCACUAGUACCAUAACUACGUCAAGCACAACUAGUUCAAGUACAACUAGUUCAAGUACAACUAGUUCAAGUACAACUAGUUCAAGUACAACUAGUUCAAGUACAACUAGUUCAAGUACAACUAGUUCAAGUACAACUAGUUCAAGUACAACUAGUUCAAGCACAACUAGUUCAAGCACAACUAGUUCAAGCACAACAACUAGCACAACUACUAACUUCCUAUUUCGUUGGAACUCAACUGGCAUUACUUUGGCAGGUGUUACAGGUUCCGCAGGUGCAAGUUCUACUCAACUUUCCACUCCAUACAGUAUGACAUUGGAUUCGUCAAAUACACUCUAUAUUGCCGAUCGCAACAAUAACCGAGUUCAAAAGUUUUUAACGGGUUCAUCAACUGGCACUACAAUCGCUGGACAGUCCAAUGGCACAGGAGGAGCAGCAUUGAAUUAUUUGAACUAUCCUUCCGAUGUCGAAGUUGACAUAAACGGAAAUAUUUAUGUAGUAGAUUCACACAAUCAUCGAGUUCUAUUUUGGCCCAACGGAUCAUCUUCGGGUACAAUUGUUGCCGGCAAUGGUAUUUCUGGUACAUCAAACAAUCAACUCGAUACUCCGUAUGGUAUUACACAUGAUUGGAGUGCGAAUAUAUUUUAUAUAACAGAUCAAAACAAUCAUCGUGUCAUGAAAUAUUUAUCAAAUUCAACAUCCGGUACUGUAGUUGCCGGCAACAAUGGACAAGGAAUGGGUACUACACAAUUGAAUUAUCCUUUAGGUGUCUACUUUGAUUCAUCUUCGAAUAGUCUUUUAAUUGUCAAUUAUGGUGCUCACAAUGUUGUUCGUUGGGUAUUGGGUGCCAGUAGUUGGACACUUGUCGUUGGUAACACUGGAGUUUCUGGCAGUACAUCUACAUUACUCUUCACGCCUUUCGAUGUUACAUGUGAUUCUAUGAACAAUGUCUAUGUGGCCGACUCAGGUAAUCAUCGCAUACAAUUUUUUUUCGCUGGUCAAUCGAAUGGAACAACAGUUGCUGGAAUAACAGGCACAGUGGGCAGCACUUCCAUUUUACUCAAUCAACCCACUUCAAUAGUUGUUGAUGCUCAAUUCAAUAUAUAUGUAGUAGACUAUGCGAAUAGUCGAAUACAAGAGUUUCUACACUAUUGA